AUGGACGAGGACUACAAAUUGGCAAAAAUGGCCUUUGUGGCUGACCUCCAGGGCACUAGCGCACGCGAAGUUUUCCUUGUUUUUGCUAUCUCUCCAGGAUGUUUAUGGCUCUACUCGGAGCUUAUGUUGUUGCUGGAAGUCAUGGGUAUUCGACAAGUUGGUGCUGGUAAUCCAAACGUGGUGGUGACUAUCUUGCUAGAGUUCGUCGUGACCGUCGUGCCAAUGAUGAUCGGUUUUAGCUUCACUCAGUAUGCAGCGCCACUUCUUAUGAUGGUGUAUAGCAUGGCAGUGAUGCUCUGCGCGUUGUCAUGGUUCCAUGCCAAGGAGUACAUUCACAAACACUGCAGAAAGGAAAAGAUGAACCAGCUACUUGAAAAGGAGCUGCCGUUCCUGACCAACUUUCGCGCUCAAAUCAUGCUCUCUACGUGUUUUGCGAUCCUGGCGGUUGACUUCACAGUUUUCCCUCGUCGCUUUGCUAAGACAGAAAACUAUGGUUUUAGUGUCAUGGACAUCGGAGUAGGAGCAUUUAUCGUUUCAUCGGCAAUUGUGUCGGCGCCAGCUCGUGAAGCACGUCCUAGUGUUAUCACGACGAGAGUUCACUCCGAGCACAAGUCCGCACAAACCUUUAUGAUGAGAUGCUACGCAUUCUUUCGGCCAAUUGCGCUUGUCCUUAUCUUCGGAGUAGCAAGGUUUCUGACUAUAAAGGGUGUCAACUACCAGGAGCACGUGUCUGAGUACGGAGUGCACUGGAACUUCUACUUUACCCUCGCGGGUGUGUACCUAGUGUACUGUCUCCUUCGUGCUAUUGGCAAAUGGACAACGAGCCCUGUGGUGGCCCUUGGAAUCGCUAUUGGCUAUCAAAUGUAUUUAUCUCAGUAUGGUGGUGAAGAGUACAUGCUAAAUGCACCGCGGGAUAAUUUGAUGAACCAGAAUCGUGAAGGAAUUCUUAGUUUAGCUGGUUACACUUCACUGUACAUGCUUUCCAUCUAUGCGGGCCGAAACAUAUUCGGCUACAUUGACACCAACGGAGCGAAAGCUCAGCGCAACAUGAGGUGGCUCGUUGCCGCGCUGCUUGCUCUCACCGUGAUGUUGUGGCUGUCAACGUAUCUGUCUGUUCGACUGGUUGCACGUCCGUCGCGUCGAAUGCUAAAUCUGUCAUAUCUAUUGUGGGUCAUGGCCGAGUCCGUGUUUUUGCUGGCGAUAUACUGUGUCAUCCAAACUGUCUGUAUGCUGCCAAGAGUUCCACUACUGUUUCAAGGUAUCAACCAGAACCAGCUCUUCAUCUUUAUCGUGGCCAAUCUGAUGACGGGCGCUGUCAAUCUGAGCAUGCACACUAUCAACGCAAGUCCUGUCAUUGCUUCUACGGUGCUACUGUUUUACAUGUUGGCGAUCUGUGUCCUUGCCUCGGUACUUCAGCAGGCUCACAUUCGCAUUAAACUCUAA
Peronospora farinosa is the source of this 1443-nucleotide messenger RNA. Lineage: Eukaryota; Oomycota; Peronosporomycetes; Peronosporales; Peronosporaceae. The record is from the annotation of a GenBank genome assembly.